GGGAGGUGAGGGAGUUUUCAGAAGGGUUUUGGAGGAGGGGUCUCUGUGAGUAAAUGCCCGGCAGACCAUGAAAACACCAGAGACACAAAGACAUGCGGGAUGCAUCAAAAUAACAUCAGGAAUUCAAACAUUAAACAGCGCGAGGAGUUAGAAAUGCCCGAAGCUCACUUCCAGAGAAAUCCGAAGGUUUGGCAAGAAAUCAGAUCUCACGGAAAACUCUUGAGAACUUUCUGAAGAAGAUCGUUUGGAAACACUCCUCGUAGAACUCAAGACGAUGUUGUUUCAUUCUGUCUCGUUGAAGCAGAUCAGCACGAGGACCGGACUAAUGCGGACUAACGGCAUGAAUUCCAAGUGAGAUUGUCAAGAGAAGCGCUGAGAUGGAGAGCUGCCUCGUGACCGUCGCAUUUCUGCUCUCGUUCCUCGUGACGCUGCACGCGCAGCUCGUCUGUUGGCAGGCGCUGCUCAGGUGUCACAAAGAGCGCGACUGCGAACUCGCGUACGAUCAAUACCUCAUCGCGUGCGACGGGAACAUCCGCGGCACGCGGCGUCAGUGUCCGAGCCACUGCAUCAGCGCGCUCAUCCGCCUCAACCAGACCGCCGGUGGAGCGGACCUCGAGACCUGCGACUGCGGGAGGGACGCCGCGUGCACGCGGGCCAAACGCGCCACCGAGCCGUGUCUGCCGCGGACGCAUCCCGCUGGAGCCGACGGGAUGGGCUGCACCGAAGCCCGGCAGCGUUGCGAGGGCGAGCCCGGCUGUCGGUCGUCUCUGACGGCGUACCUGUCCCGCUGCGGACAGCUGUUUAACGGCAGGAAAUGUUCGUCCCGGUGCAAAGCGACGAUCGAAGAGAUGCUCGCGAUGCCUGACGGGAUGCUGCUGAAUCGGUGCGUGUGCGAUGGGCUGGAACGGCCGUUCUGUGAGGUGGUGAAACUGAACAUGAUGAAACUUUGCUCGAUAGGAGAUCGAGGACUGUCUCUGGAACACGAUGGAACGGAUGAUGUGUACGAGGACGAGGACGAUGACGUGAAAGCGGACGCGGACGCGAUGAUGUCAAGCGCCGUCAGUGUUUGUCAACAGCGCCCUCUGGAGGGAGAACAAGGGAAAACGACUAACAGCCGGUACCGUUCACCGGUCAGCUGCGGGACUUUAAACAUGGCGGAGCGCAUGGCAGCACGUUUGUACGCUCAGGAGGAGCAGAUCGCGGCGUUGAGUCUUGAGAUCAGCCGCCUGCAGGAGAGUCUGACCGGCGGCUUCGACUUCAGCACUCUGGCGAGCGGACCGAACCUGGACGCGCUGCGAACCGAGAACGAGAAACUCAAAUACCGACUGCUGCACCUCCGCCGAGGCCUCCGAAGCGAACUAGAGCUGGAAGACCAGAACCAGAAGAGAGCCGAGGACAAAGACCUAAACCAGAAGAGAGCGGAGGACAAAGACCUAAACCAGAAGAGAGCGGAGGACAAAGACCUAAACCAGAAGAGAGCGGAGGACAAAGACCUAAACCAGAAGAGAGCGGAGGACAAAGACCUAAACCAGAAGAGAGCGGAGGACCAGAACCAGACUGAGGAACCUAAGGAGAAGGUUUGCUCUAAGCAGAAAGUGACAUCAUCAAAAGCCAGCGCUCCGGCCAAUCAAGAGUCAAAGAAGAAGGAGGAGGCGGUGAAGCCUGAGGCGUCAGGAGAGUUGAACCCUUGGCCUGCUUUUAUCUCUGAGCGUCUGGAGCUCUAUGACCGGCUGAAGCAGGAGAGUGACUCUAUUCUGUCCGAGCGAGCGGCGAGCAGGAAGCCCAUCGGUGUCCAGCUGCCUGAUGGACGGACGGUUCCGGCCACAGCGUGGGUGAGCAGCCCGUAUCAGCUGGCCUGUAACAUCAGUCAGGGUCUCGCAGAUAACUGUGUGAUCGCCCGGGUGAACGGAGAACUGUGGGAUCUGGACAGACCUCUGGAGACAGACUGCAGUCUGGAGCUCCUGCGCUUUGACCACAAGGACGCUCAGGCCGUGUAUUGGCAUUCCAGUGCUCAUAUUCUGGGUGAAGCCAUGGAGCGGUUCUACGGCGGCUGUCUCUGUUACGGGCCGCCCAUCGAGAACGGUUUCUACUACGACUUGUUUCUGGACGGUCAGAAAGGAGUGUCCAGCACUGAGUUCAGUAAUCUGGAGAACAUCUGUAAAUCCAUCAUGAAGGACAAACAGACGUUUGAGAGACUGGAGGUCAGUAAGGAAACUCUGCUGGACAUGUUUAAGUACAACAAGUUCAAAUGUCGUAUACUGAAUGAGAAGGUGUCUACACCAACCACAACAGUGUACAGGUGUGGCCCAUUGAUUGAUCUGUGCCGAGGGCCGCACGUACGACACACGGGUAAAAUCAAAGCUCUGAAGAUCUAUAAGAAUUCUUCGACAUACUGGGAAGGUCGUGCUGAUAUGGAGACUCUUCAGCGGAUCUACGGAAUCUCUUUUCCUGACAGUAAAAUGCUGAAGGAAUGGGAACGCUUUCAGGAAGAAGCCAGAAACAGAGACCACCGUAAAAUUGGAAAGGAUCAGGAACUCUUCUUCUUUCAUGAUCUGAGUCCAGGCAGUUGUUUCUUUCUUCCGCGAGGAGCUUAUAUCUACAAUACACUGACAGAGUUUAUCAGGGAGGAGUACUGCAGACGGGGAUUUCAGGAGGUGGCUUCUCCGAACAUCUAUAACAGUAAACUGUGGGAGACGUCGGGUCAUUGGCAUCACUACAGUGAGAACAUGUUCUCUUUCCCUGUGGAGCAGGACAUCUUCGCUCUGAAACCCAUGAACUGUCCUGGACACUGUCUGAUGUUCGGUCAUCGUCCGCGCUCCUGGCGCGAGCUGCCGCUGAGGUUCGCAGAUUUCGGUGUUCUUCAUCGCAAUGAACUCUCAGGAACUCUGACGGGUCUCACCAGAGUCCGACGCUUUCAGCAGGAUGAUGCUCACAUAUUCUGCACCAUGGAUCAGAUCGAGUCCGAGAUGAAGGGAUGUCUGGAUUUCUUGCGCCGUGUCUAUGAUGUGUUUGGAUUUUCGUUUCAGUUGCAUCUCUCCACACGUCCGGAGAAGUUUCUGGGAGACAUCGCUGUGUGGAACCAAGCUGAGAAGCAACUCGAGAACAGUCUGAAAGAGUUUGGAGAGCCGUGGAAGCUAAAUCCAGGAGACGGAGCUUUUUACGGGCCCAAGAUUGACAUUAAGAUUAAAGAUGCCAUCGGCCGAUAUCACCAGUGUGCCACGAUUCAACUGGACUUUCAGUUGCCCAUCCGCUUUAAUCUUGUCUAUGUGGGGAAAGAUGGCGACGAUAAAGCCAGACCAGUGAUCAUUCACAGAGCCAUUCUGGGUUCAGUGGAGAGAAUGAUCGCUAUACUCACUGAGAACUACGCUGGGAAAUGGCCGCUGUGGGUGUCUCCGCGUCAGGUGAUGUUAGUGCCGGUCAAUCCCUCUCUUGAAGAAUACGCCAAACAGGUGUGUAAGCGAUUUGUCGAAGCGGGUUUCAUGGCCGACGCUGAUCUGGAUUCUGGUUGCCUUCUGAACAAGAAAAUUCGCAACGCACAGCUGUCACAGUACAAUUUCAUUUUGGUGGUGGGUGAGAAGGAACGGCUGACUGACAGCGUGAACGUGCGCACGAGAGACAACAAGGUCCACGGCGAGCUGACGGUGGAGGAGGUGAUGGCCAGAUUGACUCUACUGAAGCAGUCCAGGUGUCGCGACGCUGAAGAAGUCUUCUGAACCACAGAAUAACUCUCAGCUCUGUCAGUCUUUAUUCUGCUGAGAAGAAAAUGAAGAAGAGACGAUAAUAAUAAUAAUAACAUGAAGGAGAAAUAUUAAAAGGCAUAGUAAUGAAAAGAUGCAGAGCAGUUUGAUUCUGUAUUGAAAAAUGAAAUGAGAAUGAUGUCAUGGGUUUGUGUAUGUGACCUGAAGGUUUAGAAUAAAGACUCUUAAAA
Messenger RNA from Triplophysa rosa, 3928 nucleotides. Its product is annotated as threonine--tRNA ligase 1, cytoplasmic-like. Bases 378 to 3713 code for a protein of 1111 amino acids. The record is from RefSeq and is a predicted model, not a curated record. NCBI's taxonomy places the organism in Eukaryota, Metazoa, Chordata, Actinopteri, Cypriniformes, Nemacheilidae. Gene Ontology annotation, biological process: threonyl-tRNA aminoacylation. Gene Ontology annotation, cellular component: cytoplasm. The transcript has 20 exons. Gene Ontology annotation, molecular function: ATP binding; threonine-tRNA ligase activity.